AUGCUUUAUUCAUUUUAUCUAUCUAUCCACCCAUUCAUACAUUCAUCUAUCUAUUCAUCCUUGCUUAUUUAUUAUUUAUCUAUUUUAUUCACUUUUUCAUUUCUGUCUGUCUAUCUCUCUAUCUAUCUAUCUAUCUAUCUAUCAAUGUUUUAUUCUUCCUUUCUUUCUUUCUUUCUUUGUUUUAUUAUUCUCUCUAUCCAUCUAUCUGUUCAUCUCAUUUCUCUUUCAUUGUUAUUCUAUUUCGUUUUGUCUUCGUUGUCUUCUCUCUCCGUCUACUUCAGAUGUACACGGCUUUCUUCUCGUUACUCUUUCACUCUUCCUAAUAUUUUGUUUUUUUUCAGUUUGAACUUCCUUUCCUUUGUUUUUCUUUCUUUCUUUCGUGAUAGCUUUUUUGAUUUCUUCUUUUUUUUUCUUUCUUUUUUUCGUCUUCUCUUUCUUUCUUUCUUUCUUUCUUUCUUUCUUUCUUUCUUUCUUUCUUCACCCUUAACGCUUCAUUAUCUAUCUAUCUAUCUAUCUAUCUAUCUAUCUAUCUAUCUGAAUAUAUUCUUAUCUAUUAAUCUGUAUAUGUAUGUCCGACUCGCUAUCUAUCACAGUCUAUUCAUUUUCUAUCUAUCUAUCUAUCUAUCUAUCUAUCUAUCUAUCUAUCUAUCUAUCUGA
Messenger RNA from Acanthosepion pharaonis, 657 nucleotides. The record is from the annotation of a GenBank genome assembly. Lineage: Eukaryota; Metazoa; Mollusca; Cephalopoda; Sepiida; Sepiidae.